Molecule: messenger RNA, 4196 nt
Organism: Xiphophorus maculatus (southern platyfish)
Lineage: Eukaryota; Metazoa; Chordata; Actinopteri; Cyprinodontiformes; Poeciliidae
Gene: rnf31
Product: ring finger protein 31
Exons: 24
Coding region: 191-3541 (1116 amino acids)
Biological process (GO): protein linear polyubiquitination
Cellular component (GO): LUBAC complex
Molecular function (GO): ubiquitin protein ligase activity; K48-linked polyubiquitin modification-dependent protein binding; linear polyubiquitin binding
Source: RefSeq, a predicted model, not a curated record
GUAUAUUUUAGUCUGCAGUCCUCAAAUUUGUAUUUCCGCAUGAACGGUUGGUCACACACGGACAGAAGUGUCCGAGUAAGAUGGGGUGUGUUAAAGACAUUUUUGGGACAAAAUAAAGAAUUAAAAACUCUACAUUUAAGCGGAAGCGGGAAAAAAACUUGUCAAAAUCAGUAGAAAGAGCGACAGCGCGAUGAGCGGCAGCGCCGAGUCGGUCCAGAUGGAGGAGGUCCGGCAGAGAGCCCAGUCCCUGCUGUCGUCGUCAGGUUUAGCCCAGGAUGUGAAGGCCGAAGUCCUGACGCUGGCCAGCAUCUCUCUGCCUGUUUCAGAAAAGUACCGCCAUCUGACAGCAGAGGAGAUGCUGAAGGAAAACACGGCUGGUCGCAACAACCUCGAGGCGUCGGAGUCGUUGAGUCGACUCGUCAAAGCUUUGAGCAUCCUGGAGAAAUACGGCUGCAACCUGACGAGUCCCACCAGGCCCAGAUACUGGAGGAGCGUCAAACACAACAACCCCGUCUUCAGGACCACCGUGGACGCCAUCAAGGGCGGCCGGAGAGUCCUGUUUCUGUACGGAUACACCAACCAGCAGAUCGACGGCCUCAGCUUCCCCGACGAAGUCACCGAGCCGGACUGUGACGUUGUUGCCGCGGUGACGCUGGAGGUGAUGACGCUGCGCACCGAAGUGGACAUGCUUCUGAAAGGCGUCCAUCCUCACCCAGAAUGCUUCAAAGACAUCAUCCCGGGUCUCACCCUGCAGAAGGAGCAGACUGACGACUCAAAUCUGCCUGGAGACGACGGACAAGGAGAAAAACCUCAAGCUCCGCCCCUUUUAGUUAAACCGACUCCUUUACCCAGGCAGACUCAAGUUCCAAAACCACCAGCAGCGCCCCCUGCAGUCGGUCAGUGUAAUCUCUGCGGCGGAGCGUCCACACUCGUCUGUCCGUCCUGUGAAGACAAGCCUUUCUGCGACGCAUGUGACGACCUGUAUCACCGCCACCCCUCCAGAGCCAAUCACAAGCGAGACAAAAUACAGAAAACCCAACCGGAGAAUUGCAGCAUCUGCGGCAUUUCUUCUGUAAGCAUCCAGUGCUCCACCUGCAUCCAGAGGCUGUGUUUGAACUGCGACCGGCUCUUCCACUCCCAUCCGGACCGCAGAGGUCACAGCAGGACCAACCUGGCCGCCGCCACCAGCACCUCAAGUCCGUCUCUGUCUACCUGGGAGUGCGCUCACUGCACCACUGUGAACGAGAUGCGAGCCGUCCUCUGCACGACCUGCGACCGCCCUCGACUCGCCACUCCUGCGAUCGCUGGCCCGGAGGGUUCCGGUCCGACCUCACAGAACACCGAGUGGCAGUGCAAGAGCUGCACGGUGGUGAACCAAGGCAGCAGCAUCCUCUGUGAAGUGUGUGAGCGCCCCCGUCUGGCCACUCGCCCGCCUGUCCCUCCAGCUCCAGAGUCUGGGUCAAAGUGGACCUGCCAGUUCUGCACCUUUGUGAACUCCAAGCCCUCGGCGGUGUGUGAGAUGUGCAGUCUGCCGUCCAAAGACGCGUCUGGCGUUUCUGCGCCGCAGCCGCUGCAGCAGCCGUUGCAGCAGCCGCUGCAGCAACCGCUGCAGCAACCGUUGCAGCAGCCGCCCUCCUUCACCAAGGAGCAGCCCGACUUGGGCUCGAAGCCGCAGCCGAGGCCCCGAGUCAACCUGGAUCUGAAGAGGCAGAAAACGAUGAGGGAGGAUGGACUUGUACUCAUCCACCAGAUCAGAGAAGCGGAGAAGCGCGGCGUCAGCCCCGAGGAGGUCUACGCCGCUCUGAGCAUGUGCGGCGGCAGCAGCAUCAACCCCUGUGAUUGGCUGACCUCUGAGCUGCCGCACCUGCUGGACGAGAUCUGUGCCAUGGCGGCCUCCGUCCAGCUCACCUGCAGGCCGGGCAACGGCGGCUCGGCGCUUCUGAUGGAGAGGGACGGGCCGGAGCAGAACGCAGCGCCCGGCGGCGUGAAGCUGUCCAGAGCCGAGGCCAAGCUGGCCUGGCUGGCAGCCGGCGGAAACAAGGACAAGGCUGUGAGACAGCUGCUGAGGGACAGACAGGUCAAGAUGAGGGAACUUCACUCCCUGGGCUUCCAGGACAUGUCGCAGUGCGAAGAGGCUCUACGGCAGAGCGGAGGGGACAUCAAGGGCGCUCUGUCUCUGCUGCAGCGCCCCCUAAUGGAGCCGUUCCACCAGCGCAUCUGGCUGGACCAGCCCGAGCCGCCGAUCAACCCCAAACACCCGGACAAGCAGAGGAUGUGCAGGCGCCUGCUGGCGCUGUACGACCUGCCCAGCUGGGGGCGCUGCGAGCUCGCGCUGUCGCUGCUCCAGGAGCCGGACGUGAACUACUCCCUGGAGGACGUGGUGCAGGCCGUGAAGGAGUCUCAGGACCGGGAGUUCAUCCGGCGUCUGCUGAACACCGAGUGUCCCGUCUGUCUGAGCAUCUUCCCCCGCAGCAAGAUGCAGUCUCUGACGUCCUGCCAGUGCUCCGUCUGCCACGAGUGUUUCCGGCAGCACUUCACCAUCGCCGUCAGAGACAAACACAUCCGGGACAUGGUGUGUCCCGCCUGCAGCGAGCCGGACAUCAACGACCCCGAGCAGCUGGACAGCUACUUCUCCACCCUGGACAUCCAGCUGCGCGACUGCCUGGAGCAUGAAGUGUACGAGCUGUUCCACAAGAAGCUGACGGAGCACGCGCUCAUGAAGGACCCAAAAUUCCUCUGGUGCUGUCAUUGCACCUCCGGCUUCAUCAACGAUGGGAACCAGCUGAAGGUCACCUGCCCGUCCUGCCGCAAGAGUUUCUGCGCUCAGUGCAAGAAACCGUGGGAGCCUCAGCACCAGGACGUUUCCUGUGAGCAGUUCCAGCUGUGGAAGCGGGAGAACGACCCGGAGUACCAGAGGCAGGGCCUGGCCGGCUACCUGAGGGACAACGGCAUCACCUGCCCAGAGUGUAAGUUCCAGUACGCGCUGACCAAAGGCGGCUGCAUGCACUUUACCUGCUCCCAGUGCCGCCACCAGUUCUGCAGCGGCUGCAACAACCCGUACUACAAGAUGGAGUGUAAGAUUCCUCAGUGUAAAUUCCCUGGCCUGCACGCCCACCACCCCAGAGACUGCCUGUUCUACCUUCGGGACUGGGACGCAGACCGACUGCAGGCUCUGCUGCAGAGGAGCGGUGUGGCCUUCAACACGGAUCCUUCCAAUGAAACCCAAACCGAUUCCUGCGGCGUGAUGGAGCAGAAGGAUGAAGGCGGCCAGCCGGCCGACUCGCCGUGCGGCCUGCAGACCCAGCCGGGCCAGGCGGGGCUCUGCAUGAAACACUACAGGGAGUACCUGGUGAGCCUGAUAAACGACCACUCUCUGGACCCGGCGGUUCUCUACGAGGCCCAGGAGCUGGUUGUGGCCUGCCAGAGAUACCUGGGGGACCUCAAGAAGGGAGACGGAGAGGACGACAACGCUUUCAGCGCCCGCCUGCUGAAGAAACUGAUGGAGGUUCCUCUUGGAGAAAAAGUUCCUCGAAGCAAAUAAUCUGAAGAAAUGCUUACCCUGCAGAAACUCUUACCAAGAAUCUUUAUCUGGUUUCUGUGGCAGAGAAAAUUAACAUGUAGGAGCCUGUUUUCAGUCAGGAAUUCAUUAAUAUUGAUGAAAAGGUUCAAUUCACCUAUAACAAAAUAUUUUCUUAUAACUUAUAUAGAACUAGAAUUUGUUUUUAUCAGUAUUAAGGAAUUAUUAACCUAAAACAAGCUGCUGCAUUUUGCUGAUUAGUUAUCUAUAAGUCAGUUUUGUCUUAUUACUCAGAUAUUUGCUCUGGAAACUAGAAUAAAAAUACUUGGUAGGAUUUUGUAUUUUUGCAGUGUUGAAAUCUGAUUGAUUAUUCCAUAGAAAUCACUGAACCAUAUUUGUUUUUUUUUGUUGAAGCACAAUCUAUUUUAAAAAAUUCUGCACAUUUUCUCUUGCUUUGUGCUUUUUAAUUGGAUUUUAUUAAAAAGUUGAAGUAAUUCACUGUGUUUUGCAGGAAUCUGACAGUUUUAUUUCUUACACUCGAAUAACGAAGCUAAAUGUGGGGAAACAAAUGAAAACAUUGUUAUAUUGAUUAGAUUUUGGUGCAGAUGUUAAAUUUUUCUUCUGCUUUGGUGUUCACAUGAUGACAUCAGAUUUAAAUAAAUGGUUCAAAAUGGAAAAG